AUUUGUAUACUUUUAAAAGGAAGAAGAGGAGAAGGAGAAGGAGUUCCUUGCUAUGAUGGGAAAGCGAGCCCCGAACAUGAUAGUUGGAGAGCUCAAACGCGAGGCCAACAAAUAUCGAGAGGCCCAUCAGAGUGCCCAGGACAAUAACACGGCUUUGCACAGAGCCAUUACAUCACACCUGGCCAACCUUCAGUUACUUACCAAACCUCUGGACCAGGUAGCUUCUGCCAUCCCCUCUGUGGCCAGUGUUGAAGCUCAAGGUGACCCAGCCACAAAGCAGGAGGUGAAGCGUCUGCUGGGCAAAGUAAAGGAGAUGCGCACACAGAGGGCACAGCUAGAGUCUCAGCUGAGGACAGACAUUCAGAACGAUGAUAUCACAAAGCAGUUGGUGACCAACCAGGAUGACACUGAAGAAUUCUUCAAGAAUGAAUUGAAAAAACAUGACAGAUUGGUUUUAGGUUUAGAAAAAAAUAUGUCUGCCCAAGCCAAUAUCCUGCAAGCUCUCUCAGAGGCCAAUGCUGCUUAUGCCACCACCCGUCGCCUCACCAAUCAGGCUCAGGCACAGAGAUCAGAGACUCUGUCAUCUCUGUUGGCAUCAUAUAAUGCGUACCUCAAUAUACUUAAGAAAGCUGAAGAUGCUCAAGAGUUUUACCAUAAGCUGGAGGGACAAGUAAGCAAGCUUGCAUCUCGGGUUAAGUCUGUCUGUAGGGUGCAGGACGAGGAACGAGAGGAGAUGCUCUCAGCAAAUGUUAAGAAGUUCACAGGUGGUGUGCCUCCACCCAAGCCCAUAAGAGAAGGGAGCAUAGAAGCACCAGGAAGCUCCACAAGUGGCCCCAAACUAAAAGAUUUCUUACAGCAUAUGAAGGGAGGCCCAGGGAUGGCGGGUGUGGUUCCAGGAGUUGGUGCUGGAGCGUCGGCACAGGUGCAUCCGGGGUAUGGAUAUCAUGACCCCAGUGGCUCUUAUGCCAGUAGUAUGAGGCCUGCCCCACUGGGAUCAGAACAGAGUGAUGCUAUGACAUCCUGCAGUCAAGCUGGAGGAUAUUCAGCAAAUUACUCUAGCCAGUCAGCAGCAUACCGUCCAUCUGCUCCCUCCCCAGUUCCUUCCCCAGCCCCUCAGAGCUCUGGCUCACCGUAUAAAGUUCCCACAACAACUGCUGCUUACAGUGCUCCAGGUCACUAUUAUGGUAGUCAGCAAAUGGGUGCUACUCCAUACUCUACUGGUGCAUCAGCAUCAGGUUACCCCUCUAGUAUGGGAGCAGGUGCUGCUGCAUCAUCAACAGCAACAGCUUCAGUUAGUGAAUCAGCCACUCCUUAUAACACAGCAAGCAGUGCUCAUUCCUCUAAUAUCUAUAAUAUGAGCCAAGCAGGAAGUCAGCCUCAGUAUGGAUAUAGUGGAGGUUAUUCUUAUUAUGGACAACAAAGUGUAGGAGCUGCAUCUUCUGUGAAUACUUCAACAGCUGUUAGUGGUGGAACUCAACAUAGUGGAGCCACAGCAUCCCCACGUAGUCAGGCCCAUCAAUAUGGUUAUGGUUCCACUUACCCACCAGGUGUUGCACCAGGCACCAGCAGCAGCAGUAGCACAGCUGUGGGAGGAACAAGGACUGCAGGAAGCACAGGUGAGGGAGGCCCAUCUGUGGUUCAGAAGGACACAAGAAAUAUGGGUCAGAAUUACUAUGGAUAUUAUCAGCAACCAUCUGGAACCCCUGCAGUACCAGCUACAGCCGUGACUGCAGUUACAACGGCUUCUGCUGGGAGUACUCAGCAGGGAUAUCCUACAACUACGGCAGGUGGUAGCAGUUACUAUUAUCCUCCAUAUUCCUAUCAGUACCCAAGUGCACAGGCCACCAGCCCUGCACCUGCUGCAAUGUAUAGUCAGGCAGGCUCUUAUUAUUCAUCAAAUAUGAGUCCAGACUCAAAUAACCAAUCAGGAGGUGUUGUAUAUUCAAACCAGACUCCUUAUGCAGGCUAUGCCAAAACACCAUAUAGCACCCAACAGCCUGGAGCACAAGGAGAUGCAUCAUACCAGAAUGCUGCUGGAUCAAACUUUGCUUCAGGUGCUUAUGGCAGUUCAGCAAGUGGUAGUACCCAAGCAGGAGCUUAUCCACAGUCCAAAACAGCAACAUCCCAAGCUGUGCCCAUAACUACAACAGGAACUCAGGUGCCACAGUCACAGUGGAAUAUGUAUGCCAGUUACCCGCAGUCAGGCAUUACAUCUAUCAGCAGCAGCCAAGCAGGAAGUCCUGGAACAUUUGGCACCCAGAGUUCUCACAGAUCACCCUCAGUGUCAUCUACAUUUACCACAUCUCAGACAGGUGCAUCAACAGUGCCUUCUCAAGCUUAUUCAUCACCUGUUGUAGUAACAGCUAAUGCAACUAAUACUCAUUACAGUCAGACCAUGAUGUAUAAUCAGAAUUAUCAGACUUGGGCACAGUAUGGCUCACAUCAGCCUCAGCAGCCACAGCAACCACAGCAACCACAACAGCCACAGCAGCCACAGCAGCCACAGCAGCCACAGCAACCACAGCAGCCACAGCAGCCACAGCAACCUCACCAACAGGCUUAUCAGGCACAGUAUCCAAUGGGUCAGAAGCCUCAGAUGCAGCAAGCCCAUCCCCAACAGCCUCAGCAUCAACCUGUACCUCAGCAGUCACAGCCUCAGGCACAGCAGCAGCAAUAUCAACCACAGCAACCAACAUCACACCUACCACAAGUGCAACCUCUACAGCCCCAGCAACCAUCAGUGCAACCACAAACACAGCCUCUUCAGCCACAACCCCUUCAACCACAGAAGCAGCAGCCACAGCAGGUACCACCUGCUGCUGGAGCCACAUCCUCCAUUGCCCCAUCCGUUUCAUCAGUUACUUCAGGCAUAUCAAACUUGGACCUCUUGUCAGGCAUUGAGCUAACUUCACCACCUGGCUCACAGUGGUCGCCCCUAACUCCACAGCCAGCGGUCUCUGGAGUCCAAAAGGCUGCUGAUGUUGUGGGUUCUAUGGGAGCAGCAGCUUCAGCGGGAGCAUCUUCAGCUCCUGAUGUGACUUCAGCUGCAGGGGCAGUUGCCGACGCUAGCCAGCCUCCUCCAGCCAGUAGCAGCAACCUUCCAAAUGUGGUGUCCAGUAACACAGCCUCAAACAGCUCGAAUGUGGUUCCCUCCAGCCUCCUUGACCUCACAGCCUUAGCUAAGCAGAAUCGCAAGCCGUCUGCUGUCGAUCCCUUAACUGAUGACCAGACACUCAAGCGGCUUGCGGGUGAAACGGAGAGGUUGAGCAAGAUUGUGGAAGGGUUGGAUCGCAAGUCUCUAAAUGGCCCAACGAACCUCGAUAAAAAGUGGAAGGAGCUCCAGGAUGUUGUGGAGAAGGAAUGUGGGGAGUUGAAAGUGUCAGUUGCACGGUGCUAUCCUCUUAAAAAUAGAUUUGCUGAUAUUCUUCCUUAUGACCAUACUAGAGUUACUCUUCCCUCAGCUCGAGAUGACUACAUCAAUGCCUCUUUUGUACAGUUAAAAUCUACUGAAGAAAGUUUCCCACUUAUCCUAACCCAAGCACCCAUGCCUGCAACAUUUGUUGACUUCUGGACAAUGGUGUGGGAACAGCAAGUUGAAAUCAUUGUUUGCCUAAACUCUGAGGCUGAGGUCAAAGGACAGACAUAUUGGCCUGGAGAAGUAGGCAGCAGUUGUGAUUAUGGGCAGAUAGCCAUCUCCCUGCAUAGCUGUCGUGAGGCAGGGUCUCCAGUGUCAUUCCAACGCGUUUUGCAUGCCACACACCGGACUUCCAAAGUGACGAGGGUCAUAAUUCACCUGCAGUUCUUAGGCUGGCCGCCAAGUGCUAUGCCAGAAAGUCCUGGGCCACUUCUGCAAUUCAUAUCAGAAGUGCAUACGUUCCAGCGACAGCAAAGAAAUAAAUUAAGAGCAAUUUUGGUACAAUGUGUUCCUGGCUUGGGCAGAUCUACAGUGUUUUCAAUAUUAUCUGCUUAUAUGAGGGAACUGCAUUCAAAUGGCAUAUUAUUAGACCUGACGUCCCUGUUGGUGGAACUCUCGAGGCAGCGGAGAGGCGGAAUCCAGGACAAAGAUCAUCUCUACUUCCUCUUCUCAGCAGCUUUGUACUAUUCCCAGGAUGUUCUCAUGAAACGAGGAAUCCUGACCAAUAAGGCUACUUUUGAGGAGGGUCCCCGAGAAAAAACCCAUGUCCGCCAUCCCUCUGCUGACCUCCUCUCCUCCUAUGACUUGUCUCGGCUUAAAAGCAAACUGGGUUUAGAUCAAGAAUGUGGUAAAGCAAGAAGUGAAGGGGAAUGCUCGAGAAGCAACUCUGCCUCAUCUCUACUUAGCAAUGGAUCGUCUGCUGGGAUUGAUCUAGUAGGAGAAGGGCAGAGGGAAAGCAGCCAAGAACCAAGCUCAUCUAGUGCAUUAGAGGUUCCUGAUACCUCUGUUGGGGGUGAUGGUAGUGAAGCUGAUGGUAGUUUAGAUAAGGAAGAAGAGAGUGCCUUGGACAGUAAGCUCAACACUAGGGCUGUGAAAGUGGGUGGUCUUCUGGAUACAGACCUUUCAUCAUUAGCACCUAGCUUAGCUGCUAGUUUAGAUCCACAACAAUUUAAAAUUGAUCCGCCUGUGCCUGGAAAGCCAAGCAAAAUCACCAAAGAAAGUUUUGAGAAUCCGUCUGGGCCCUUGAAGAUUCCGGAUGAUCCAACUGAUCCAUUUAGUGGAUUAGACCCUCUUUGGUCCCACAAGAAAUCGUAAAUUUGGCUAAUUUAUCGACCUGUACUGUUUACCUAUGCAAUUUGGUAAAUCUUCUGCAAGUCUGUGUUAUUUCAAAAUUGUUAAAUGGUCUUCAUUGUCUUGCAGGUUGUUCAUUCCUUUUAAUAAUUAUUGGCAUUUAUGUAAGUCUUCAUAUCCAUUAAUAAGCCAUUGCAUGAUGUAUUUAGUCCACAUUGUUAGCAUUUCAAAUUAGCCUAGGGUGCAUAUCAAAGCAUAUAUUUUUUUUUCCUAACUAGAACUUUCGGUUUUUACUUAUUUUCUCUGAAGAAAAAAGGAAAGGAAGGUAAAAGAGAAAUGACCUAUGUUCAGUUUGCAUAUCAGGUUCUUUAUUUUAUAUAUUUUUCCAAGCUCAUGAACAAGAGAUUUGAAACAGAGUGAGAGAAUGAGUGUAGAACCAAGAUGCACAGUGUGCACCUUUAUGAAACCUUAUAAAUGUCUACUUGACUAUUUAUCUAUAUUUUACAUGUUUAAAUAUAUGUUUUAAAUAUAUUUAGGUAAGCAUACUAUGUAAAUGUUAAAAUAAAUAUUAUUAGUACCGAGAAUUAUUUAGAAUAAUUGUUUAUGUUGAUGUAAUCCACAGGCAUUGCAUUCUGGUGCUCAGACCAACUGUGUGUUUGUGGGUGCAUGUGUGCCUGCAAGCAUGGUGUUGUAGUUUGUCCUUUAUAGUAUUUGAUUAAAUAAUUAUAUUAUAUUAUGUUAUUGUAGUAUCAUGUAACAUUGUAGAAAUGGAACAAUGUACACACUAUAAAGGUCACAAAACUUAUAAUUGGAUCUCAUAGAGAAUGCUAUCUUUGAAAGGAAAGAAUUUGUAUGUUUGUUAAUUACAUGAUUUUUAAUUUUGUUAUUAUCUAUUAAGCAGUGUAAUAAGUAAUAGUCGUUUUUGGGUAUGAGAGACGGAUGUGCAAUUAUUGGAGGAGGAAUAUAAUCUGAAUUGAUUUGUAAAAUGAAAGUAGAUUUAUUUUUAAAAAUCUGCUUCCAGUAUAUAGCUUUGCUUGUGCAUUAUUGUUGAGUGAAUUAAAAAAAUGAACCUAAGUGUGUACUAUAACUUAUCAUUAGAUGUACUGAUAUUGUAUUGGAUCACAGUCAAUACCUAAUGCUAUUCCACCAUAUAAAUGCUGGCAAUUAGAUUUGAUUAAUGACACUAGAGUAUGAAAUAAGACAUCCCGGUGUACUUUUAGGCAAGAAUGAAAUGCCCUAGUUUUAGCUUAAAAAAGAAGUUGAAAUUAGUUUAAGAAGUUAUUUGUGAUAAUACUUAUAUAUCUGUGACUUCCCAUAGUUACAGUGUUUUGAAACAAUAUAAAUUGAAAAACAAAUUUUCUU
Molecule: messenger RNA, 6067 nt
Organism: Penaeus indicus
Lineage: Eukaryota; Metazoa; Arthropoda; Malacostraca; Decapoda; Penaeidae
Product: tyrosine-protein phosphatase non-receptor type 23-like
Exons: 12
Coding region: 53-4729 (1558 amino acids)
Biological process (GO): endocytic recycling; early endosome to late endosome transport; protein transport to vacuole involved in ubiquitin-dependent protein catabolic process via the multivesicular body sorting pathway
Cellular component (GO): endosome
Molecular function (GO): protein tyrosine phosphatase activity; protein binding
Source: RefSeq, a predicted model, not a curated record